AAAGUGUAUUAUUGCGUCGGCGUACGUUGUUGCAUUUGUUUGUACAUGGAUGAGAAUUGAUUCACCUGCCAGUCUAGGUCAAAUUAUUUCUAAAAAUUCUGGCACUGCACUAUUUUAAUUAUCGGCUACAAAUUAUUUGAGUGGGAUUAUGCGCUGCCGCAGCCUGAUCGGCAUUAUGGAUUUUCAUGGAAGCUGCCGAAUGAUUUGUUGGAUUAUUUGCCUCGUACUUUCCACGGCACGGGCCUCCACGAAAGAGGCACCCGAACUUUUGGUCGUUGACAGUCUGAAUGAUCCCCUGGAAGAUACUCCCUCAUCUGGCAAUUCAUCGCCAGCGGCGCCCGAGAUUAUCCGCAUUCUGACGAACGACACGGACCCCGGCGACGUCGGCCUCCAGGAUGAGGAGACGCUAAGCGCUCGCUACCCGGAAAUCAGCGAUACUUUUAUCGAAGAGUUGAUUAAUAAAGGCAAGGACCGGGCGGAGGGGCUGUUCGGGGUGCUGCUGACGGAUGACAACGACCCGGGAUUCUCCAAACGGGCGCUGGGGAAAGUGCCGGCCAAGCAGUUGAUCGUCAAUCAGUUUCCGGCGGUGGACAAUGUCAGCUCGGCGGCGGGAUUGGGACGCUUUGGGGAGAUGGAUCCGCGGAUUAUCCCAAUUAGUCAGCGGGCGAAUAUGCUGCUGGAUGUGACGCGCGGCGUUAAGGACAAGAAGGAUGAACACGUACGAGCGAUUCGACAGAUCACCGGAUUGACCUUACCACAGUUCCGCGCAUUUUGUCCAUUUCCUAAAGAGAAAGCUGUUGUAUCGCUGACCACUCCAUUCGAUAAACACAACCUGCCGCAGUGUGCGGGGAACAAAUUCCGAAGCUUGGAUGGAAGUUGUAAUAACGUUGCGUUCCUGACACGGGGCAAGGAAUCGACGAUUUAUCGCAGGUUACUGGCGGCAAAUUAUGGAGAUGGAAUUUCUGAGAUGCGAACGCCAAGUGUCGGCGCUUCCUUGCCCAGUGCCCGCGCGAUCAGUAUACGAGUGUUCGAUAACGCGGAAAAUCCGGAAGGCGACAUUUCCGCCAUGAGUGCGCACUUUGGCCAGUUCUUAGCACAUGAAAUUGUGAAUUCGCCAUCAUCGAAAACUGUUGAUAAACAAACUCCCAAAUGCUGCAAUUCUCCAGUAACCACCCAUCCCGAUUGCUGGCCUAUUAAUAUUCCGAACGAUGACACUUUUUCUGCGCGACACGGCAGAACCUGCAUGGAGUUCGUUCGUACACUGCCCGGAAUUCGUCCCGGGUGUACGCUGGGACCCCGUGAACAGAUCAACCAGGUCACCCACUUUAUUGACGGAAGUUCCGUGUACGGCAGCACGAACGAGGAAGCGGCUAACCUGCGGCUCUUCGUCAAAGGUCAACUGAAGACCACACAACCUUACUGGCAGUCGCCGCAGUACACGUUGUUGCCGACGGAUGCGGGCGGGUGCCCGUCCCAUCCCACGGGGCUCCAGUGUUUUAAAGGCGGGGAUAAGCGCGUCAACGUGCAGCCGGGAUUGACGAUGCUGCACACGAUCUUCAUGCGCCAUCACAACAACCUGGCCUCGCUGCUGUCGACGAUUAAUCCGCACUGGGACGAUGAGCGGCUAUUCCAGGAGACCAGACGGAUCGUCGGCGCUCAGCUGCAGCAUAUUGUUUUCCAGGAGUACCUCCCACUAAUCCUGGGAUCAUCCCUGAUGCACAGUUUCAACAUUUCUCUGGACGACGGGCAAAACCAUCCGCCCUACGACAUCACCAUCAACCCCUCCAUCACCUCAGAAUUCGCGGUGGCUGCCUUCCGCCUGCACUCCACCAUCCCGCCGAUUAUUGCGCUGCGCAACGCGGACUUCACGCGCGCCGGCUCCAAACGCUUCCGCGAAGCGUGGUUCAGUCCGUUUGAUUUAUACCAGGGUUACUAUAUGACGCAGUGCGCCGCCGGUAUGGCUUCCGGGGUGUGGGAUAAAAUGGAUCAGCACUUCACUACAGAGACGCAGAACCACCUCUUCCAGACGUUCCCCAGCCAGUUCGGACUGGAUCUGCCGGCUAUCGAUAUUCAACGGGGCCGGGAUCACGGUCUGCAGCCGUACGUUAAAUAUCGCGAGUUGUGCCAACUGCGAGUGCCGAAAAAUUUCCUGGAUCUGAAACGGAUGCGGAUUAUGCCGGAGCCGGUGGUGGAUCGGCUGGCGAAAGUUUAUAAUUCGGUGGAAGAUAUCGAUCUUUUUGUUGGUGGAACCGUGGAGAAUCAUGUGGCCAACGGACGAGUCGGACCAACAUUUGCCUGCAUCAUUGGAGAACAGUUCUAUCGUCUGCGGUACGGCGAUCGAUUCUGGUACGACAAUAAAGUGCCACUUCCGUCGGCAUUUACCCCAGAGCACGUUGAGCAGAUCAAGAAGACCAGUUUAUCGCGGAUUCUGUGUUCUAACGUGGAUGGAUUGGUUAACAUCCAGCGGGAUAUCUUCCGUAUUGCUGAUGUUACAAAAAAUCCUCGUGUAGCCUGUACUGCCCUACCGGAAGUGGACUGGCAGCGAUGGAAGGAGAACAUCUGAUCGUGGAUAACUGAACGUGUAGUAAGGUUGCGGGAUAGCGAAUUGUAUCAGACAGCUGAAAUCAAGCAGUUUUUCUGCUUAGUGCAUUGUUUACACACUUCAGGAAGAAGAAAUUAAUAUUAACUUUAAAUUUAUUGUUGUUAACUUUAACUUUAUUAGCUUUUUAAUGAGAUUUGAGUAUUUCCAUGCAGACGAAUUACCUUAUAUUUUUGCUGUCUACAUAUAUUUUUAAAAAUUUUAAUGCUGCUUGUAACCGUUGUUUGUGAGCUUAGUGAAUCUGCGACGUUUGCUGCUUUGUGUACAUUUUUUGAAUUUGUAAAUGAUUAUCGGCCGCGUUAAUGGUUAAUUGGAGUGGAUACUUACAUGUUAACUACGCUAGUUGGACGUGUUAUAAUAUUCGUACAAUAUACGAUUGUAGUGAAAAGGUUUGUAAAAUGAAAGCCAAAAAACAAGUUGAAUACCGCUUACGACAAGUGUGUGGGUACUGUAAGUUAUUAAGUUUAUAUUUGUUAGUACGCUUUGGUUUUUUUCAACUGGAAAAACCUAAUUAAUACUGUCGAAACAAUUUUCGGGAAGUGAGCUCGAACGAGAAUUCAGCAAGGUUCGUUAUACUUAGCGCCACACGCAAAUGAACUGUUGCGGCGUACAUUCGCAUGAACAACCCCGGUGACCUUUGUCCCCGUGUUGCGUUGCUGAGUGAGUGACACAAUCAGCCAUCAUGCUAAGCGCUUUUUGCAAUGCCUUCCGCGGCCGCGGGGAAAAAAACGCAGCAUUGUGUGAUUGAGAAAUCACCCUGCACUACAUCUGCGCGUACAUAAUGCGAUGAUUCCCUCAAAACACCAAUGCCAGGUCCGAUGGCUAAUCGCAGUCCACCGCUGCUGAAAAGCCCAAACAUGCAAACGCAUGG
Messenger RNA from Paramacrobiotus metropolitanus, 3470 nucleotides. Its product is annotated as peroxidase-like. Gene Ontology annotation, molecular function: peroxidase activity; heme binding. The record is from RefSeq and is a predicted model, not a curated record. Bases 149 to 2563 code for a protein of 804 amino acids. The transcript has 16 exons. NCBI's taxonomy places the organism in Eukaryota, Metazoa, Tardigrada, Eutardigrada, Parachela, Macrobiotidae. Gene Ontology annotation, biological process: response to oxidative stress.